CUUAGGCAAGAAGAAAGCAGAGCAAGCAAGAAAGCUAAAAAGCCUGCUCUUUUCUCUGACCAUUCCUCUUCCUUCUCUUCCGGAUUCUCAGCAAUUUUCCUUCUCCAAAAAGAUCAAAAUCAAAUCCAUUAAAAGUCAAAAUACCCCAUUUAAUCCCUUCCCCCCGACUUCUUGUUCGCCAUUACCAUUGCUUGUGAAAAAACCCUCUUCUUCCUUUUUUCUCUUUGCUUUUGUAACCCACGAGAGACUUUGUAUCGACCCUUUUUCUUUCUGAACCACUACUUUCCUAUGGAUUUCUGUUUCUAGACAUUCCCAUCUCUCUCUCUGAUACACAGACAACACAAUGGCAAACAAAUGGAAGAAGGUGAAAAUGGCGAUUGGGAAUGGUAUGUGUCUUCAUCUUCCUCAAGUCGCUGGGGAUUCCACUCCCUCUACUACCCUUCCUCCAACUUCCUCUUCUCAGUCCCUUUCUCCUUUGCCUCCUACUUCCAAUUGCCGCCAAUCCACACCAACCCAUUCCUUCUCCAGUCCCCGCGUUUCCAAAUCCGGAUCAAGGUCUUCUAAGAGGACCUGUGCAAUAUGCUUGACCACCAUGAAAGCAGGGAAUGGCCAUGCUAUUUUCACUGCAGAGUGCUCUCAUUCUUUCCACUUCCAAUGCAUUACCUCAAAUGUAAAGCAUGGGAACCAAAUUUGCCCUGUUUGCAGAGCAAAAUGGAAAGAAAUCCCUUUUCAGAAUACCAGUUCUGAUUGUGCUAGGCCUAGAACCAACCCGGUUGGCUUGGCCCCAGACAAUCAAUGGAUGACAAUUGUUCAACGGAUGCCUCCUCCUCGCACCGAUACAACUAGGCAAAUCUCCUCGCUUUUUCAUGGCCCUGAACCAGUAGCUUAUGAUGAUGAUGAAGUUUUAGAUCAACAACCUCUUGCCACCGAGAGAAACACAUCAAAUGAUGGUGCCAGUGUUCAUAGUUGCACUGAUAAAGUAGAGGUCAAAACGUACCCGGAAAUUUCAGCCGUUCCAAGAUCAGUUUCUCAUGAUUAUUUCUCUGUGUUAGUCCAUGUCAAGGCUCCUCUCUCCAUUGCAAUGGUAAAUAACUCCAGAAACCAGGCUGCAUUGCCUCCAUCGAAUCAACCUUCUCGUGCACCAGUUGACCUUGUAACUGUGCUUGAUGUUAGCGGCAGUAUGGCAGGUACCAAACUUGCACUGCUCAAACGUGCUAUGGGUUUUGUGAUCCAGAAUCUUGGCCCUUCUGACCGACUUUCUGUCAUAUCAUUCUCCUCGACUGCUCGUCGCCUUUUCCCGCUUUGUCGAAUGACUGACCAUGGACGACAGCAGGCAUUGCAGGCUGUUAAUUCUCUAAAAUCAAACGGUGGGACAAACAUUGCUGAAGGCUUGAGGAAAGGUGCCAAGGUGUUGGUAGACCGCAAAUUGAAGAACUCUGUUGCUAGCAUUAUACUGCUCUCUGAUGGGCAGGAUACAUAUACUUUUAAUGGUCCUAGCAGUGCUCGUCCUCAAAUAGAUUAUCAGUCCCUCCUUCCAGUUUCAAUCCAUCGCAAUAACCAAUCUGGAAUGCAGCAGAUUCCGGUUCAUACGUUUGGAUUUGGCAUCGACCAUGACGCUGUGGCAAUGCACAUGAUUUCCGACACAUCGGGUGGCACAUUUUCGUUCAUAGAAACUGAAAGCACCAUCCAAGAUGCAUUUGCUCAGUGCAUUGGUGGCCUGUUGAGCGUGGUGGUGCAGGAUCUGCAGGUUGAAGUGAGAUGCAUUCACCCAAGUUUGCAGCUUGGUUCAAUACAAGCAGGAAGUUACCAAGCCAGCAUCACUGAACAUGCAAGACUAGGCUCCAUUUACUUUGGAGACUUGUAUGCAGAAGAAGAGAGGGAUUUUCUGUUGACACUCAACAUUCCAGUUGAUGAAUUCGGAGGUGAGAUGCCAUUGCUCAAGGUUAAAUGCGUCUACAAGGACCCCAUUACCAAAGAGCCAAUCACUUUAGCAAAUGAAAGUGAGGUUCAAAUACAAAGGCCAGAUAGAGUAGGCGAACAAGUAGUGUCAUUGGAAGUAGACAGACAGCGAAAUAGAUUCCGAGCGGCGGAGGCAAUAUCAGAGGCUAGAGUUGCUGCCGAGCGCGGGGAUUUAACCGGUGCAGUGUCUGUGUUGGACAAUUGUUACAAAACUGUGUCUGAAUCAGCAUCUGCUCGAGCUGGUGACCAAUUAUGUGCUGCUCUUUGCGCUGAGCUGAAGGAAAUGCAGGAGAGAAUGGCGACUCGCCAUGUCUACGAGUCCUCUGGACGAGCUUAUGUGCUGUCAGGAUUGAGCUCGCAUUCAUGGCAGAGAGCAACUGCAAGAGGGGACUCAGUGGAUAUGGGAAGCGCAGUGCAGAGUUAUCAAACGCAGUCAAUGGUUGACAUGGUGUCUCGUUCUCAGACCAUGAUAUUGGGGCCACCGCCAUCUCAAAGAACACUUCGUCCGACUCAUUCUUUUCCGGUCAGAGCACUGCAACUGCCACCACCGCGGUAAAUUGUAGUGAAUGAUAAGGUGAAGCUGAACUUAGCUCAAAAGGCCCCUGCAAUUACAACCCAAUGUUUUGCUUUUUUCUUCACGGUUCUAAGCAGAUUACUAUAUAUAUUUUUUGGCAUUUUACUUGGGGUGGGAAUUGAGAUAAAAUUAGUUUAGAGAAAUGAUAUUGAUUUAUUUGAUUUUAUAUUGUUGUUAGGCUUUUGAUUCACAUGGAAGGGUGGGGGGUGGAAUGUUAUUUGGCUUAGAAAAAAAAGGCAGAAUAAGGCAUGAUGAAAGUGCCAUAAUGGAAGCUAUAUAUAUAUAUAGAAUAGUGUGGGAAAACAAAAUCUCAGAAUAGUUUCUUUUUCUUUUUGGAAAGAUCAAUUAUUAUGUAAAAAGAAAAGAAAAUUAAAAUGAUGAGUGUGCAGAAUAGUUGUUCAGAUUGAAGUUUGCUUUGGUAUAUAAACAUGGU
This is a messenger RNA of Benincasa hispida (wax gourd), 2966 nucleotides long. RefSeq names its product E3 ubiquitin-protein ligase WAV3-like. The record is from RefSeq and is a predicted model, not a curated record. NCBI's taxonomy places the organism in Eukaryota, Viridiplantae, Streptophyta, Magnoliopsida, Cucurbitales, Cucurbitaceae.